This is a messenger RNA of Emericellopsis cladophorae, 1389 nucleotides long. RefSeq lists its product as uncharacterized. The transcript has a single exon. The coding region runs from base 1 to 1389 and encodes 462 amino acids. The record is from RefSeq and is a predicted model, not a curated record. NCBI's taxonomy places the organism in Eukaryota, Fungi, Ascomycota, Sordariomycetes, Hypocreales, Bionectriaceae.
AUGUCUCAAGCAUCCAAGCCACAAAGAUAUCCACCAUACUUCGCUGAAAUCAAGCAGCGUCUAGUUGAGGGACAUGAGGAAGCAAUCUGCAAAUCCUGGCAUAGGCUAUUGUGCCGACUCCGCACCGAGGUUGACCUCCUCACUAGAGAAGGCUCGAAUGCUAUACCUACGAUCAGCUUCGAUGAUAUCGCCAAUGACUGCACUACCCGAAAAUUCGUCGCGGGGCUCAAGCAGCGUGGUGUUGGAGUGGUCAGGAACGUGGUGGCCGGCGAGGUUCUCUCUACCUGGAUGCGGGAGACCGAGCAAUACUUCGCCCACAGCAGGAAUGAAGCCAUAGGAACCUCGGUUUGCGGACCGCAGCUACAGAAUGUGUUUUGGUCUCCAGCCCAAACUCGAGCUCGAGUCAGCCCGGGCGUGUUGGCGGUGCAACAAGCCAUCAUGCGCGCCUGGACCGGCCCGAAGCCGAAACCGCCACUCACCACCAACUUCCCCGUUGUGUACGCUGACAGGCUGCACAGGGGAGAUGCCACAACUGCUACACUUCAUCAGACCGCUCAUAUCGAUGGACCAAGCCUGGAACGCUGGGAGCAGCACAUUGGCUCAUCCUACGCACACGUUUGGAGUGGUGACUGGGAGCGAUAUGAUCCCUGGGAUCCUCAGAAGCGGCUGGCAGCAACGUCCGAAUCACGCGGGUACGACACUGCCUGUACCGUGUUUCGCAUGUUUCAGGGCUUGCUCUGCCUGGAGACGAAGGCAUCAGAGGUGGCCUUCUUCAGAUUCUGUCCCCUCUUGCAAGCUGCUACAGCCUACGUCCUGCUGCGGCCAUUCUUCAGUCCAGUGGUGGCCACGCCCAGCAGCUCGGACUUCCUCUCUGCCGAGAACUGGAUCCUUGCGCCAGCAGCUUGUGCCGAACUACCAGGCGCCGGUCAGGCUGCACGGCAAGAAGUUACCCACGCACUACACCCGCAUUUGCAGCUGUCACAGACUUUGAUUCCGCAUCCACCCUUGCGGCCGGGAGACUACCUAAUAUGGCAUCCUGAUGCCAUCAUUGCGCCCCCCGACGCUGCCUCGAAUGCAACCGCUAUGUUUUUGCCUGCCUGCCCGCUCACGCACGGGAAUGCCCUUUACCUGGCGCGCCAACGAAAGACGUUCUUGCUUGGACACCGUGGGCCUGACUUUGCGAAGCUGGACGGCAGAGACGAGAGAGCUCAUAUGGGUCGGGCAGGCGUGCAAGACGUGUGCGAUGCUGGGGGUGAGGCUGGGCUUCGGGCAAUGGGAUUCAUGCCAUUGGAUGAGGACGAUAUCGCGUCGGCGAUCGAAGCCGACGUUGUGGACAUGGCCAACAAUGUGCUCUUUCCCGAUCGCCAUGAUUUCGAUGUGGAAAACUGA